AAUAAAGCAAAUACUCAAAGCGAAAUUAAAAUGGCCGACUCAGCACCAGCCCCAGCACCAGCAGCAGCAGCCGCUUCACCAGCAAAAGCGCCAAAAGCCAAAGUUCCAAAAGCCAAGAAACCAGCAUCGAAACCAACCCAUGCACCAACCGCUACAUUGGUCAACGACGCAAUCAAAGCAUUGAAAGAACGCGGUGGCUCAUCCUUGCAAGCAAUCAAGAAGUAUAUCACCGCCAACAACAAGGUCGAUGCCGAAAAAUUGGCUCCA
Molecule: messenger RNA, 267 nt
Organism: Contarinia nasturtii (swede midge)
Lineage: Eukaryota; Metazoa; Arthropoda; Insecta; Diptera; Cecidomyiidae
Product: histone H1-II-like
Exons: 1
Biological process (GO): negative regulation of DNA recombination; nucleosome assembly; chromosome condensation
Cellular component (GO): nucleosome; nucleus
Molecular function (GO): nucleosomal DNA binding; double-stranded DNA binding
Source: RefSeq, a predicted model, not a curated record